AUGGACGGGACAGAGGGGAUGGAGGGGACAGUGGGUCAGGACAAGCCCCAGAAGCGGGUGAGGUUCCGGGUAGCCUCGGGAAGCAGCGGCCGGGUGCUCAAGGAGAUGUUCAAAGAUGAGGGACCAUCGGACUCCCUGGAUUCGGACUGCACCAGUAACUCGGACGCGGAUCGGGCCAGUACCCCCUCCACAAGCGGGGAUUCUCAUGGACAGUUCUACGGAUUUGUGGGGUCAGAGCUGGACGACAGUGAGAGCGAGCCCGAUGAGAUGCUUAUGUUUGCAGGGGGGACCAAGGACCGCGUGCUCACCACCAAACGGGUCAACAUACUCAGCCAGAACGGGACAGUACGUGGGGUCAAGCACAAAGUCAGCGCUGGGCAGGCACUUUUUGAGAGCUUGCCUACCACCAAUAGUCUGGAGCUGUCUCUUGAAUUUGGCCGUAUAGUCAUUUACACAACGAGCUUCCGUGUGGUGAGGACCACCUUUGAGCGCUGUGAGCUGGUUAGGAAGAUAUUCCAGAACCACCGGGUCAGGUUUGUGGAGAAGAACAUCGCUUUGGACUCGGACUUUGGCAAAGAGCUGGAGGAGCGCUGCAGACGAGUCGGAGAGCCGCCCUCACUACCUGUGGUGUUCAUAGAUGGCCACUACCUUGGGGGAGCUGAAAAAAUCUUAGGCAUGAACGAAUCAGGAGAACUCCAAGACCUCUUAACAAAAAUUGAGAGGGUGCAGCAACCUCAAACGUGCCAGAUGUGUGGGGGAUUCGCCUUCGUCCCGUGCCCAACGUGCCAUGGCAGCAAGAUGUCUGUGUUUCGCAAUUGCUUCACGGAUUCCUUCAAAGCCCUCAAGUGCACUUCCUGCAACGAGAAUGGCCUGCAGGCCUGUAGGAGCUGCAGCCAGUAAGGAUCCUAUACAAGUGCCUGACCCUGUGCCCUUUGACCCUCCAAAAGUUAACUCUGGACUAUGAACUUAUCAGCAUAUUUUUCCG
Boleophthalmus pectinirostris (great blue-spotted mudskipper) is the source of this 985-nucleotide messenger RNA. RefSeq names its product glutaredoxin and cysteine rich domain containing 1 a (gene grxcr1a). The record is from RefSeq and is a predicted model, not a curated record. Gene Ontology annotation, biological process: sensory perception of sound. The coding region runs from base 1 to 900 and encodes 299 amino acids. The transcript is spliced from 4 exons. Lineage: Eukaryota; Metazoa; Chordata; Actinopteri; Gobiiformes; Gobiidae.